UUGAUCUUCGUCAAGAAUAUCCCGACAUACAUGGCGAAUAGAACGAUCCCAAAGCUCUACAACGAAUACGGGGCAUUCCAUGUAAAGAACGUGUACCCCCAGGCAUCCAUCACCACCGCGGUAGUAUCGUUCCGGACAAAGGAAGAAGCAGCCCGCGCCCAGAAAGAGACUGACGGCAUGCGAUUUCUUGAUGUCAUCUUGCGCGUAGAGAUGUACGAGAAGCACCGGUCAGUGCGCUUCAUUCGUGACAGCGGUCCAGCGCAACGCCCGCUCGGAGCCAUUGAGGACGAUGACGAGGCGACUUUGGAAGAAGAAGUAGCAUUCGAUACGAAACACAGAUAUACCCCGCCUCUCGAUGUCGUUGCCUCAACCCUCCCAAACGAUGCACCGAAGGGCAUGACGUGGGCUCAUGUUGCUGCAGACAAGGGUGCGCUCACCGUCAUGUCUCCACCAAGUACUCCAGAAGCAGCCCUCUCGGAGAACAAAAUUGUUACUUCGUCAACGCCGGUAACUACGCCACGCACCAAAGUCGCCGUACCGCACAUUCUGUUCGCCCCGAGCCCUGCGCAAUCCGACCACCACCGGCUUAAGACGUAUCUUGACCGGACUGCGCCUUCUAACUUCACCUUCGUCCCAUCACUGGCCGCUAGAGGAAACAAUAAACCAUACAAUGCCGAUACCAAGAGUACUAGCAAGCUGAACAAUCCAUUUGGCGCCGUGGGACAGGCCAUGGACGUUCCACGACACACUUCUGUAUGGAAGCCGAUUGAUACGGCGGAGCUUAUUCGCCAGAGGCAUUGCCAAGGGUGCUCCUUCUGCCAGUUGAGGACACGU
Molecule: messenger RNA, 834 nt
Organism: Cucurbitaria berberidis CBS 394.84
Lineage: Eukaryota; Fungi; Ascomycota; Dothideomycetes; Pleosporales; Cucurbitariaceae
Exons: 1
Molecular function (GO): RNA binding
Source: RefSeq, a predicted model, not a curated record